Trichomonas vaginalis G3 is the source of this 1298-nucleotide messenger RNA. RefSeq lists its product as uncharacterized. The transcript has a single exon. Lineage: Eukaryota; Parabasalia; Trichomonadida; Trichomonadidae. The annotation marks the transcript as partial. The record is from RefSeq and is a predicted model, not a curated record.
AUGAAAACAAAAACAGUGACACAAAUUGUUACAAAAAUAGAAAAAGAAACAGAUUUGCAAACAGUUAUUGAAACAAAAAUUAACACUUCAACUGAAACCUACACUUCAACUACAAUCAAAACAAUUAAUAAUAACUUGUUUAUGUCUAAGUCACAAAAAGAGGUUGAUACUUCCACUGUUGCAUAUGGAAACACUCAAACAUUUAUUCCUACAACUACUGUUUAUUCAUCAACUGUUACAGAAGUGUAUACUAUGGUACAAGAGCCAAAAUUAACAAACACUAUUGUAAAAGUUCCAACUUCAACAUUGAAUGGAUUGUUUUUGAAGAGAACUGACACUUACAUUGUAAAAGAAACGGAAACAAAAGUAAACUCUUAUCAGAAAACAACUCUUUACUUUGAUUCUGAAACUUCAACAGUUAUCUAUAAUUUACAAGAUACCGAAACAUAUUAUGUAAAUGCAGGAAAAACAAUUUCUUAUUCUUAUUCAAUCGAAGAGAAGCCAAGUGCUGAAACAACAACAAAAUCAACUGUUAAUUCCGAAAACACUGAUUUGAUGACAUUCACUAAAUCAGAAACGAAAACAUUUGAUGAAACAUUAACUGAUGUUGUCAAAUACCAACAGCAAAAAAUGAAUGUGUCUAUAUAUACAAUUAUUACAACAUCAAGUACAAUUUAUACAAGUACUUAUACUUCGUUUAAUAAUUCAUAUGUUUACACAUACACAAGCACUGAUUUCUACACAGAAACAAUUGUUGGACCUUCAGGAGAAUAUAAUUCAUAUUCGGCAACAAUCGAAAAAGAAAUGGCAAGUACAGAAUUUACAACUUAUGUUUAUACAAGUGUUUAUGAUAAAACUUAUAGUUACUCAGAGACAAAUGUCAAAGUUACCACAACAACAGGAGAUGAUCUAAAAACUACCACAAUUAUUUAUCAGCCAACGCAAGCAAAAUCAGGAGAUGUGAUUUCAAGUUUGACUUACACUCAGUCAGAAGUUUACACAAAUUUGGGAAAUUCUGUGACGUAUACAUUAACAGAAACAAAAACAAUUACAACAAAAGUCAUUGAAAAAGACACUUUCACGACAUACGCAACUAAAACAGAGACAACAACAAGUUGGAUCACAACAAUGACAAAUGAAAAAACUUAUACAAAGAAUAAAGUUUUCAUUGAAAAAACAACAAGUUCUGCAUCAACAACUUCUUCUUCUACGACCUCAUCUGAUGAUAUUUAUACUAUUUCUCAGAUUGAAACACAAAAAUCUACCUGGACAUAUACAAAUGUGCAAACAAUACAAAA